Molecule: messenger RNA, 488 nt
Organism: Strigops habroptila (Kakapo)
Lineage: Eukaryota; Metazoa; Chordata; Aves; Psittaciformes; Psittacidae
Product: transcriptional repressor rco-1-like
Exons: 3
Coding region: 123-473 (116 amino acids)
Source: RefSeq, a predicted model, not a curated record
CCCGCGGCAUCAUCAGAACACGCUUGGGACACGUGGGGCCGCCAUCUUGGACGGCGGCUUCCUGUCUGCGUCCACGCACUGCGGCAGCCGCCAUCUUGGAUUCACCCUCUAAGGGCGCGGCCAUGUUGGAUCCAAUCCCCCGCCAUGACGGCAGCCAUCUUGGACCCACUGCCUCCACAGCGGCAGCCAUCUUGAAUCCACUCCAUCAUGGCGUUGGCCAUCUUGGACUCUCACCCCCACGCUGGCAGCCAUCUUGGACUCAACAUCUACCCCCUCCCUGCAUGGAGGCGGCCAUCUUGGACCCCUCCCCACCAUGGCAGCAGCCAUCUUGGACUCGCACCCCCAUGGCGGCGGCCAUCUUGGACUGUUCCCCCCCAUGGCAGCGGCCAUCUUGGCCCCCUCCCCGCAUGCCCCCCCCGUUCCCAGCAUGCACCGGGGGGUGCGGGGCCACCCCCCCCAUAGAGCCCCAUUGAAUGAAGAGGCUUUUA